Molecule: messenger RNA, 2696 nt
Organism: Herpailurus yagouaroundi (jaguarundi)
Lineage: Eukaryota; Metazoa; Chordata; Mammalia; Carnivora; Felidae
Gene: CD244
Product: CD244 molecule
Exons: 9
Coding region: 377-1474 (365 amino acids)
Biological process (GO): natural killer cell activation involved in immune response
Cellular component (GO): membrane; external side of plasma membrane
Molecular function (GO): MHC class I protein binding
Source: RefSeq, a predicted model, not a curated record
CUCCAGAACCGGAACAUGUCCUGGGAGUCUGCUCUUUGAACAAGGAAGCCUUGCUGGGGCAGAGGGAUGGACAGGAUUUGGAAGCUGGUUUUGUGAGUCACUGUGAACUCUCAGCACCCGCCCACUUGAGGCCAACUUUGAAAGCUCAGCUUGUAUGAACUGUCGGACCAGGUCCAGGUACUGGGACUUUCUCAGUGGCCUUGUUAGCUCUCAGCUGCUGAGAACAGCCCUGAGUUGAGGAAAUUGUGGCCGGACAAACAGCAAGGCAGUUCUGCUCCCCUGUCAGUCACUCUGCUGCUGGCUGGCUGCAGCUGAGCCCGUGCCCAGCAGCGUGUCUGGCGGGAGAGGAGCCGGCUGACCCGUCUGUCCUCUGGGGAUGUGGGGGCUGGCUCUCGUCCUCACACUUUUGUUCGUCAAGGGGCUUCAGGGCCAAGAUUCUGCUAAACGUGUGGUUGGACUCUCAGGAACAUGUCUCCGGUUAUGGCCUCCCACGACACUGGCAAAGAACAUAGAAUCUGUUCAAUGGAAGAGGCCGGGGCCCUCACCUUCAGAAUUUUCUGUGAUACUGACAUGGAAGUGUGGGUCUAAUUAUUGCAGCGAUAAAAAUUGGACUUUGAAUCAUCUCAACAAAAGAUUCGGUUUUAUAACCCAGAACUUAAGUCUCACCAUCCAGGCAGCUCAGCAGCAGGACAGCGGCUUCUACAUCUUUGAGGCGACUGAUGAGCAUGGAAAAGUUAAGAACUACACGUUCCAGGUUUCUGUGUUUGAUCACGUAGGGGAGCCCCACGUACUACAGGACUUGAAGGACCUGGAGGGAGGGAGGUGCCAAGUGACUCUGUCCUGCUCGGUCCCCAGCGGUGAUAACGUGAGCUAUGAUUGGUAUAGAGGGAGCGUGCUGAUCGAGACAGCAAGGAAUCACAGCACGCUGGAGGACCAGAUCGAUGCCAACAGCUCGCACAUAUAUACCUGCAAUGUCAGCAACUCGGUCAGCUGGACAAACCGCACCUUCAUCCUGCAGUGUCCGGGUGACUCCCAGCAGGACAAGUCUCUGCACUUGUUGGUGAUCAUCGUGGUCCUUCUAAUCACGCUGUUCCUGGGCGCCCUCACCGGCUUCUGUGUGUGGAGGAGGAAGAUGAAGCAGUCACAGGACGGCACAGAGGAGUUUCUGACGGUUUAUGAAGAUGUCAACAACGUGCAAAUCAAGAGGAAUCAGGAGCAGAAGCCGAAUCCCCCUGGAGAAGGGAGCACCAUCUACUCCAUGAUCCAGUCCCAGCCUUCUGCUUCCACAUCACAAGAAGCAAACACCUUGUAUGCAUUGGUACAGCCUUCCCGGAAGUCUGAAUCCAAGAAGAAGAACCACGGCCCUUCCCUCAAUAAUACUAUCUAUGAAGAGGUUGGAAAGAGACAGCUCAAAGCCCAGAACCCAGCUCGACUGAGCCGCAGGGAGCUGGAGAACUUUUCUGUGUAUUCCUAGUUGCUGCCGCUGGUCUCCCUUCUCUCACAUCCCAGUAUCUGCUUUGGGACUCAGCCCAGUGGACGAUACCACAUGAGUCUACAGAAUGGUGCCUGGUCUGGAGAGGAUACGGGAGUUCGUUCGGGGUCUAUAUCUUGUUCUUAACAUGAUUUCUCUCAGCCAAGACUGUUAAAUAAUAGCUCUCAACUUACAGACUGGACAAGACUGGGCGGAGAGGUUGGGUAGUUCGCGAAAGACUGCAAAGCAGGUCCACGGGUGGGUGCACCACGAGUCUCUCAAAUGCUAUGCAAAUGCAGAGUGUUGUAUUAUUAGCAUCAAGAUCCCUUCCCCUGGAUUUCUAAUGUGUUCCUCAUCUCUCCUCUUCUUUAAUCUGAGAUGGCCACAUUUCUAGACCCUCCCUUGCCCCAGGCCCCUCUUCCAAAGGGGAAGGAAAGAUCAUGGUGACUCAGGGGGAGAGAAACAGCUCCACCCCACGAGGAUGAACUAAGUAGCUGUAAGCUGCCGGCAGGUUCUCCAAGGGACCAGACUUAGGCUGUCCUCAAAAACAGAGGAAAAACUCCCCCACCACAUAGUAAACCUUUACCUCUGGCCGCUUGGUCACAAGGGAGAGGGCAGGAGUGAGAGCAGAUGGUACAAAGUAAACCCAUCUCAGAGUGGAAAAAUCACCGUGAGUCCACGCUUCCCAAUAAUUGGGCCGUGGGACCAGUUUUGUCUGCGGUAUGAUAUGUGAUUAUUAACCCGUUAUUGAUUAAAAAACAUGUUCAGAAAUCUGUCUUAGCUUCUUCACAAUUAGAGACCAUAUUCUGUUCAAGUUCUGAGUGCCGAUGAGCGCUCUCCACGGCGCAUGCUGGAGGGAGGGCUCAGCCAGCCGAGCAGCUGCGAGUUAGGCACUCUGCUGGGCUCCCAGAGUCCUCGGGCCAGACUCUUCCACCAGGCUGUGGGGCCCAGGCCUGAGACUGGCUGAGCCCAGGAGACGGGUGAGGGUGAACGGGAAGAGGUCCGACUCAGAGACCAGACGCCCUAAGGCAGCAUGUGGAGCCUGGUUCUUCAAUUACCCCGCUCUGUAUUUAACAUAUGAAUUUAACAGAAGACUAUGCUGUUAUUCGGAGGCAAUCUAAAUUUCUUUUCUGAAUGCUUCCCCUCCGUAUUCUGUACUUUUCCUCUCUGUCGUAGCCAAAGGGCAGUUGUGCCCAUCACUAAACACAUGUCUGAUUGAUUCCUA